AUGGUAAGAUUUGCACAUACGCACAGAAUCUGUCCAUCUCAUCCACAGCUUAAAUUAGUCAAACAAUUAGAAACUGCUGAAGAAAUACGAUUAAGAUUUUAUAAAAAUGCAGAAAAUUUGUCAGAAGAUGAUGUAAAGUGGUUUGAAGAGUACCUUGCUGAAAGAGAAAGGAAAUUACGACAGGUUUUAGUAGAAAGAAGAAAGAAUGUAGAAGAUUCACAAGAAAAAGAUUGUACAAAAAGUGACCAAGAAAUAAAUAUUCCGCAACAAAUUCAACAGAAGUUACAAAACAGAAGAACAAAUUUCAAUGAUGGUUUACUACUAUGGGCAUUUAUACAAGAUGUGCAUGAAAAAGGGGAGAAUUCAAAAGCUUUGUUUGAAAAAUCCUGUAAUUCUGUCAUUGUUCAAAAUUGGAGUGACUCUUUUGUGUGAACAGCUAAAUUAAAUUUUGAAAAGCCCAAUUACCACCAAUAAGUUUUAGAAAAAUAUUCAUUUAGGUAUGUGAUCAAUUUUUCUUUAAAGAAUAAAGCAUGAGUGACAAGUUUAAAGAAUCUUGAUUAACACAUUGACUGCUGUGCUGAAUUUCUUGCAAUAUAAUUUAUAUGGGCCUACAGAUCAUCAGUGCC
Argiope bruennichi is the source of this 626-nucleotide messenger RNA. RefSeq lists its product as uncharacterized. The record is from RefSeq and is a predicted model, not a curated record. The transcript is spliced from 2 exons. Bases 1 to 432 code for a protein of 143 amino acids. Lineage: Eukaryota; Metazoa; Arthropoda; Arachnida; Araneae; Araneidae.